AUGCAAUUCGAGAUAAGCGGUCACGGAAAGAGAGAUAUGGCAAUGAAGGCAGAAGGGCGAGACGAUCGAGAGCGGGAUAGAGAGCGGGAGGGAGAAGACGAUGAGGGGAUGGUCGGGAGACAAAGAUGGAACGGAUGGGAGAUGGACGGGACGACGACGUGGACGAGAGCUUUGGAGACAAAGAAAACGGCAGACGAAUCGAGGCGCGAUGACGAGACGACGCCGUCGAACAAGCCAGUGAUGCAACGGGAUGCGCAAAGAGUGGAAAAAGGCAGUGUGUCUUCAGCGGCAACAGACACAUUAAAGCCACUUAUGCCAUCCAGGGCUGGCGAUCAGGACCUGCAUGCGUUUUUGACGUGCGAAAGCGCAGAGAUGCGUGACACAAUCGGAGAUAGAGGCUUAAGUGGGAGGUGGAGGGAUGGGGGUGCACAACAAGGCCGUGUGCGGCAGAAGGAAAGAGAGAGGGAGCAACUGGAAGAAUGCAUUGUGGAGACCACGCAGGUGGAGAAGGCGCGAGCGGCGUAG
Messenger RNA from Sporothrix schenckii 1099-18, 525 nucleotides. RefSeq lists its product as uncharacterized. Bases 1 to 525 code for a protein of 174 amino acids. NCBI's taxonomy places the organism in Eukaryota, Fungi, Ascomycota, Sordariomycetes, Ophiostomatales, Ophiostomataceae. The transcript is spliced from 3 exons. The record is from RefSeq and is a predicted model, not a curated record.